This is a messenger RNA of Stegostoma tigrinum, 3153 nucleotides long. RefSeq lists its product as uncharacterized. Gene Ontology annotation, molecular function: A2-type glycerophospholipase activity. The record is from RefSeq and is a predicted model, not a curated record. The transcript is spliced from 4 exons. Gene Ontology annotation, biological process: arachidonate secretion; phospholipid metabolic process. Lineage: Eukaryota; Metazoa; Chordata; Chondrichthyes; Orectolobiformes; Stegostomatidae. The coding region runs from base 1101 to 2879 and encodes 592 amino acids.
CUCGGAACAUUAACUUUGUUUCUCUCUGCCCAGAUACUGCCAGACCUACUGAGUUUCUGCAGCACUUUCUGUUUCUGUACUAGGAAGGAAAUUGCUUUCUGUGACAUGGAAGGGUUCUGGAGAGGGAAGGCGGUUGUAGUGUGGUUGGGGAAAGACUUGAAUUUUAAUUAAAGCUAUUGGCAAAACGCAAAAGAAUUUUAAAAAUACACAUUUGAAAAGGAGGACGAGGCUUUGAUGAAUCUUGUUAACUGAGAAGCAGUAACAGUGAUGUACUGAAGUGUUUUUUUUCGUAUAAAGUUGUGGGAUGUGAGCUUAUGAAGAGUGGAAUACGAAACAACUGGGCGUGGUGGUGCUCACUAUUUCAUUUCACUUCGAGGGAAUUUUGAUGAUUAUGUGUUCACUGCGGAUAACUAACAUUUUAUUUACUGAAGAGCACAGCCCUUUCAAUUUCCAAAUGCGAAACGCUUAACCAAAAUAUUGCAUUUUAAUGUUAAAAACAACGCAACGUGUUCCAGAGCCGGCGCGUCCCGCAGCGUCUGCACUGUGUUUAAUUUUCGUUCCGUUUCAGUCCGAUGCCCAGCGUUUUUACCGGAUUCAGGUGGCGGGAUAGUCAUGUCCAGUGGGUCCAACUUUGAAGAAGACACGGUGCGAAUGUGUUCCAGCGGGCGCAGCAGCAUCCUCUCUGGAAACGUGUAGCCAGAAGUAAAAGCAUGGAAUGGUCCUCCGUUCCGAGUGAGGGGAGGAGGAGGAGGGUGUGUGUGUGAGUUUAAGCAAACCCGGAGGAGGUUGAAGCUGAUCGGUCCUCAAACAUCAUCCGAUCUCUGAUCGCCAAGGAGAUCAGUGCACGUCCCUCCUCCAUCUCAGGCACUGGAGACUUUAUAAAGGAAGUGGGGAGGGGGGUUGAAGGGUGGUCUGCGAGGUAACUGGCGGUCAGAAGGGGGCUGAGCUGGUGCAGUUUCCGCUGCUGAGGGCUCCCCGGGAGCCGCAGGAACAGGCAGAGGUUUGGGUGUGGGGGUGGGGGAGAAAGAGGCAGGCAGAGCCCGGGGAGCGCUGUCAGUUUCCCCCGUGGUGCUGAAAGGGAAAGCCAACCAUCCAGGGCCAUGGGGGCGCUGUGCGCGGCUCUGCUCCUGUUCUCCUUGGCCGCGCUCUCGCGCCGGGGCGAGCUGACCCCCGGCGCCUCUUACUUGAGCGACGACCGUUACUGUGCGGAGCUGCGGCGCGCUCACCCGGGGGCCGGCUACGCCCGCAUUUCCGACGGCGCCCUGUUGCUGGAGCGGGAGGCCGGCCGGCUGCUGGGUUGCUCUGUGCGCACCGAGCCCCGGGCUGUGAGCUCCUUCAUGCGGGAGUGUGAGCUCCGGGCCAGCCACCUGCCGCCCGGCACCGACCUGAGGGGCACCUGGAACCGCCGGAGGAGAGAGUGCCGGGCGGGGCCCGCACACCGUCCCCUCCGCAGGACCAAGAGGGGCUUCACCUACCCGGGGACCCUGUGGUGCGGGGCGGGGAACAACGCCGACAGCUACGACCACUUGGGCGAGUUCACGGAGACGGAUAAAUGCUGCCGGGAGCACGACCACUGCGAACAUGUCAUCCACCCUUUCGCCUAUUCUUACGGCCACAGGAACUUCAGGCUGCACACCCUCAGCCACUGUGACUGCGACACCGAGUUAAAGAAGUGCUUAAGAAGAGUCAACGACACAUCCUCCCGGGUUGUGGGACAGGCAUUCUUCAAUGUGUUAGAGGUCCCCUGUUUUGACCUCGUCUCCAAGGAACAGUGUGUGGAACGGUAUUGGUAUGGCUGGUGCAAAAAGUAUGAUCAUGUUCUAAUCGCUGUACCCAGGGAGUCUGGGCUUUAUGAUUAUGGAGGAGAAUUGAUUGAUCCAGCAGUGAUGCAAAAUCCUGCUUCAGACAGCUCAACAUCCUCUUCUUCAAUAAGCAGCACUUCACCUUUAACAGCAGCUCCAGAAACAUUUAAACCAGGAGCUACAUGGCAACAAUCGACAGUUGGCCAAGUAUUUCAUGCGGCAGAGGAUGUCCUCAAAGUCAUGGUUUCUGUCACACAGAGUUCUGCCCGUGGCACUGUACCUAGCACUGUGAGCAACACUGUGAAUGACAAGACCCGUGUUGCACUGAACAAAGACAAGAAAAAGGAAGGAAGGAAAAGCAAUAAGAGAAGGAAGGGAAAAGGGAGGAAGAAAAAUCGGAAACUCCAUUCUAAAACCAUCAAAGUAACUAAUAUAUUGCCACUCCUUGAUAAGAAAAUUCAAAACAAAGAGGACUAUUUCACUGAGAUUGAGAAGAUUGGAAAUAAUGAAUUUAACUAUCUUUUUGAUAAUUCUCUGGAUUUAGGAAUAAAGGAAAAUGCAUUUAAUGAUGUUAUGAAUGAUGAGUCUUACAGAGCGGACAGCUUCACACAGGUUUAUCAGAUGCCUUCUGUGGUUGCAACCAAACCUAUUCGUCACAGUUCCAGAGGUGAAGGUUUUACAUCUCUUGCAUUUACACAGGUUCCUAAAUCUGAAUUUUAUAGUGAGGGUGUGACUGCCAAAUCACUGCUCAAAUUGGAGGUUGCACAUCAGUCCCAUAGAGAAGAAGCAUUUACACAACCACCUACUAAACCUAGUCAUGAUACCCACUUCAGCAAACAAACAGUGGUUAUGUCUAGACAAUACACAGCCAAGGUAUCUACUCCACCAAUUGUUCAUAAAAAGCUUGAAGUGGUUACAAACACUAAGCUGAAAGCAAACCAAUCAACUCCUCCCUCAAAACAAAAAAGCAAGAAGUCACGACGGAAGCGGAAGGGCCGAAGGAGAAAGCAUCAAAAAUCUCGACCAGAAGGCAUUAUACCAACUGCUUCUAGCAAGGCUGCUCAUGGUACACUCUAACUAGGAAAGUAUAUUAAAGUGUUUCAUCCAUAUAGGUGCCAAAUGACAAAUCAUAUUGUCUUUAAUAAAAAGUUCGUGACUGCAAAGAAUAUCUGACAUUACAACAUGGUUGUGAAGAACAGUUAGCUUCCUGAAAUAGACAGUGUAUAUAUUGAAGUUUCAUAUUUUUGAGAUUUGGUUCAUUGGUUGGACCAUGAUUUGUAUCAAUGGACCCAAAUACACAUAGAAAGAAACCUUUAUACAGUUUAAUAAAUCUAAUACCUUUUUGACAUAA